Pungitius pungitius (ninespine stickleback) is the source of this 1761-nucleotide messenger RNA. RefSeq lists its product as uncharacterized. The record is from RefSeq and is a predicted model, not a curated record. NCBI's taxonomy places the organism in Eukaryota, Metazoa, Chordata, Actinopteri, Perciformes, Gasterosteidae. The transcript is spliced from 2 exons. Bases 141 to 1382 code for a protein of 413 amino acids. Gene Ontology annotation, biological process: DNA integration. Gene Ontology annotation, molecular function: nucleic acid binding.
CUCGCACCCCAGACGAACUAUGUCAAGCGAAGGAGGUCAUCAUCAGAGCUGUUCAGAAGGAAGCGUUCAAAAAAGAAUUUGAAGCUUUGGAGACAUCUAGGCCAGUCCCCUUGAACAGCAGCCUUCAUCGGCUUAGCCCAAUGUUGCAGAACAAUCUUAUCUGCCUUGGAGGCCGGCUGAAGAAUGCUAACCUGAACAUUGGAGAAAAGAACCCGGUUAUCCUCCCCAAAGACAACCACGUUUCCUUGCUACUCGCCAGAUACCACCACGCUGAGGUCAAACAUCAAGGUCGUCACCUGACGGAAGGUGCUGUCAGGGCAGCGGGAUUUUGGCUCUUGGGCGGGAAAAGGAUCAUCAAUUCGAUUCUACACAAAUGUGUAACCUGUCGUAAGCUUAGAGGUAAAUUCCAGCAACAACGCAUGGCAGACUUACCUCCAGAACGCCUUACGACCUGUCCUCCCUUUACAUACGUGGGUUUGGACGUCUUCGGACCUUGGGUCGUCUGCACCAGACGGACAAGAGGGGGGCAAGCUGAGAGCAAGCGGUGGGCCAUAAUGUUCUGCUGCAUGAGCUCCAGGGCUGUCCACAUCGAGGUCAUUGACUCGAUGGACACAUCAGGCUGCAUCAACGCUUUAAGACGUUUCUUUGCAAUAAGAGGACCAGCCAAACAACUGCGAUCAGAUUGCGGCACAAACUUCAUAGGGGCCUGUAAAGAACUUGGAAUGAGCAAAGACCAACCAGAUACAACUGUGCAGAAGUAUCUUAACCAAGAAGGGUGUUCUUGGCAGUUCAAUCCCCCGCACGCCUCGCACAUGGGUGGUUCUUGGGAACGCCUGAUCGGUUUGGCCCGAAGAAUUCUUGAUUCAAUGCUUCUUGAACAGCACACUCGCUUAACCCACGAUGUCCUGUGUACACUAAUGGCAGAAGUCACAGCAAUCCUAAACGCGAGGCCACUAAUCCCAGUUUCAAACGAUCCCGAGGAUCCAUUGAUCUUGUCGCCAUCAAUGCUCCUAACUCAGAAAGGGGGAGUCCCUUCCCCACCCGGGGAUUUCACAGACAAAGACCUCCUCACCAAGCAAUGGAGACAAGUUCAAGCGCUGGCCAACAGGUUCUGGAAACGUUGGAGUCGUGAGUACUUGCCCACCUUGCUUCGCAGGAAGAAAUGGCACAAGUCUUACCGAAACCUUCAGGAGGGAGACAUUGUCCUUCUUAAAGACACUCAAGUAGCCCGUAACCACUGGCCAACGGCUAUAAUCACAAAGACCUUUCCUGGAAAAGAUGGGAGAGUGAGGAAAGUGGAACUAAGGACCACAGUUCAGGGAUCUUCAAAGACUUUCCUCAGGCCAGUCUCCGAGGUGAUCUUACUUUUAGUUAAGGACUGAUGUACUGAAACUCAUUUCCUAGUUUAGUAGUACUAGUGACCUCACUGAGGCCAGGCGGGGAGUGUGUUGCCUUUUAGGCAUUAGGCUUUUACUUUGUACAAGCUUUUAUUUUGAAAUGGUUUCCUGCCUUAGGAGUUCCAGGCGUUAGUUUCCUGUUAGUGGUUAGAGGAAAAUGGUGGAAUCCAUCAACAUGCUUUCGUCAUCCAUUGCAAUCUACAUCGUAAAUGCUGCAGAGGCAAUGUCUUUUCACUCUUCUGUCUGUGACAUGAUAUAAAGAGCCACAGUAAACAGCUUGAGAAGCUUACUACGACUCAACUCGUCAUUUGCAGAAAGAGUUUAGCUAGUUGAAUAGCUGCGGUUGCUACACCGUAGUGAAGAC